UUCCUUUUUUUUCCCAAUCUGCGAACCCUUGAACAUAUAUCAUUAUAGAGUAAAUGGUUGUAUAUGCAGGGGGAUAAUGUAUAUUGAAGAAACGACGUCGUAAGAGUUUUUAAGGCCUCGUUUUAUAAAUCGAGUCGGGAAUUCAUGUUUUGAUUACCGAAAAAAAUGAUAUUUUUACGAAUUGGACGCUCUGUUAAUCGAUCCUCUCGCUCCUCACUCGAUAAAACCACAUUUUUGGGUGGUUAUGGAGUGGAAUUAGCUGUCUUGAAUGGAUUGGCCCCUGAAAAUGCGUGCAUUGCACGAUCGAGCGGUGGCUCGGGGUUCAUGAGGAGCUAUUUGACGUCGAUUGGAGCUGGGAAACUGGUUGUGAAUGGUGGUGCUUCGUCGGAAUUUAAUUCGGUUUUUGCAAACCCUAUGCUUUUUAGGCUGUAUUGUAGCGAAACGUCAAAGAGAAGAAACUAUGAGAAUUGUUAUCCAAAAAACAAGAAAGGGGACAACCAGAAAGGGGAGCAUAAAGAGGAGUCAAGUACGGGUGAUCAAGGGAACAAUCAGGACUUCACUAAAUUUCAAAGUUUUGUUGCGCCAUUGUGGUUGCUUGGAUUUGUACUUUCGUCAGUAUAUACGAAGCCUCGUGAACCGAAGCAGGUUAGUUCAUAGUGGAACUUAAAUUCAGUGUGUCCGGUGGGCAUCCAUUCUUCACCCUCUCCAAGAAAGGCCUCAAAACUGUAUUUUUGGCAUCUGUUCUGCAUUGGAAGUAACAGAAAAUUGUUAAGGUUAAGAUGCAUUUGUGUGCGCUCUGAUGCAUAAAACAGAAACUUAAUCAAUUUGGAGCUUCCCGUUUUCAAUCCUCUGCCGUAAAAGACAACUUGCUUACUAAAUUGUCUUUUGAAAACUUUGUGCUUCUACUUUACUGAAUUUAUAUCUUAAAAAGUAUAGGGUAAUGUUAAACAAAGCUUUAAUUGACAAUUUGUUUACUUGGGUAGUGCGUGAAGAUCAAUUGGUGUCUAACUCAUCUUGAAUUUCCAGAAGGUAUUUUAUGUCAAUUGGAAAUAAGAUUGCAGAAAAAUUGGUUUCUUUGUGAGGAGGGAAGGAGGGAGAGGGAGGGAGAUGAUAUAUUAGAAGCAGUGUUCUAAAAGGCAUAAUGCGUGGCGAUGCGUUGAU
Olea europaea var. sylvestris is the source of this 1161-nucleotide messenger RNA. Its product is annotated as ATP-dependent zinc metalloprotease FTSH 10, mitochondrial-like. Lineage: Eukaryota; Viridiplantae; Streptophyta; Magnoliopsida; Lamiales; Oleaceae. The record is from RefSeq and is a predicted model, not a curated record. The transcript has 4 exons. Bases 166 to 657 code for a protein of 163 amino acids.